Messenger RNA from Ornithodoros turicata, 1138 nucleotides. RefSeq lists its product as uncharacterized. Lineage: Eukaryota; Metazoa; Arthropoda; Arachnida; Ixodida; Argasidae. The coding region runs from base 1 to 1023 and encodes 340 amino acids. The record is from RefSeq and is a predicted model, not a curated record. The transcript has 9 exons.
AUGCCACCUAGUGCUACAAGAAGAAAAAGAAGCGUCAAACAACAACACCGUGGCCAUUCUCCGUGGGACGACGACGACGAAGAAGAACACCACCACCACCAGCAUCAGCCACGUUCCAAUGCACGUUCUACCAUAGUUCUACUCUCUUCGUACUUGUUCGAGUGCAUGACUUCUACGAUGCCCUCCCCGAUGAACCAGGAACUCGCCCAGAAACCGCCAUGUAGUAGAAUAAUAUUCCUCAACGUUGCUGCCCUGUCAUGCUUGAUAUUCAACUGUAUGGAGCUCCAAAUAUACAGCAACGCGCUCGCAGGUUCGAGCCAUCUCAGAAAAGUCGCCGAAGAAACCAAGCUUCCAAGCAUCUCAGUCUUAACGGCUGUGCUGUUCAUCAAAGUGUUCGAGUGUUCUCUGAACGCCAUCUCCGACGUUGCAUUCGUUUGUUCUCAAUGCAUGGGCAACCAGCUGUGUUUUUAUUCUUUCCUGGUCUGGAAUGCCAUAAGCAUAGCCGUCUGUUUCGCAUGCGACACCACGCUGCGUUAUACCGUGCCUCAGGCUCUGGUUCAACUUGAAACAGCCACGGAAAAUGAAUAUCUCAUGCAGGCCACAACCGAAGAGAGCGAUGCUUCGACGCAGAGCGAGGAGGCAAACUACGAAAAACAAGUUACCGCCGCAAAGUUAACCAGGAGGCGGCAUUUACUGGCUGCGAACAUAUUACAGAGUAUUCUACCUGGCCACUCGAUCGCCACAAAUGUGGUGCAGGUGAUGUUCAAGAUUAUGAUGCUGAUGAUGUUUAAGCAGUACAUCGACAUGAUACAGUCGACUGCGGAGCCACCCGCUAUCGGUGACGAAUCGGGAACGCAAGUGCGCCGUUGCACCCAGCAGCAUCUCCGCGAGGUCCAGGCUGAAGUCUACGCGCUCCAGCUCCAGUAUGACAAAUCGCACGAAGCUGACAAGACGCCAGAGUCGGUGUCCUCGCCACCACCACCCUUUGCUGAACGCCUCUGCACGGUCCGUCACUCAGUAUGACGUGUUUGUGGUUGGUGACGUGUGGUUGUGUCCUGUUGAAAAGCGGAACUGCUGCCCCGUACAUACAGAACUAACACGACUGUAAUUUUUUUCUAAGUAAUAAUUAUAACGAUGA